AUGUCCGAAAAACCAACUCCUUCGAAAGCCGACCAAUGGACUGGCUCCAAAGCUAGUAAAUUCGACAACAAGGCAUACAGUGAAUACUACGACCCUUGUCAGGAAGCCGCGGACAGGAGCAUAAAGUGUUUGAAGAGGAAUGGAGGAGAGAGAGCUAUGUGCUCGGAUUUCUUCCAGGCAUAUCGAGAUUGCAAAGAGCAAUGGCAAGAAGCGAGGAGAGAAGCAAGGAGGAACAAGUCGUGGUUUGGCUGA
Alternaria postmessia is the source of this 252-nucleotide messenger RNA. RefSeq names its product Mitochondrial copper homeostasis protein (gene COX23). The record is from RefSeq and is a predicted model, not a curated record. The transcript has 4 exons. Lineage: Eukaryota; Fungi; Ascomycota; Dothideomycetes; Pleosporales; Pleosporaceae. The coding region runs from base 1 to 252 and encodes 83 amino acids.